Cooperia oncophora is the source of this 2370-nucleotide messenger RNA. Lineage: Eukaryota; Metazoa; Nematoda; Chromadorea; Rhabditida; Trichostrongylidae. The record is from the annotation of a GenBank genome assembly.
AUGAGCAGUGGUCAGUACCAGCGUACAGUCCGCGAGUUACUUAUGUUCAAGAGGUACCGCAUUGAACUGUACGGCCUGGAAUCGGACCAGUGGGCAGUAAAAGCGAAGGGAACAAUAGGAAAUCUCGGUGAUUUUGAAGAAAUCAUUGGUGAGGUGAAUGGUGGUGGAAAUGUGAUAAUGGCAGUAAAGAUUGCACAUGGCGAGGAUAAUAAAGUUAGCGUAUCCUUCAUGGACAUGCUUGAUUUUCGGGUUCUGACGUCAGAGUUCAUUGACUCACCAAUGUUUGCUCAAGUAGAGCACUGUAUUGUCGGUAUAGGCCCGAGAGAGUGUCUGGUUUAUGGAGACGAGGGUGAAUGCCCGUUCACUGGUAAAGAUCGACCAAAGAAGCUGAGCGCUCUCCUUCGAAAAGUGGGUGUUCUUGAAACAAAUGGAGUCAAUAUAACCAACACAGCAGAUUGGGAAGAAGUGCAAAACAUAUUCCGUCCAGGAUGUGAAGUUUCUUCACUUUCCGACAAUCUGAAACGAUGCCUUUGUGGUCUGUUUUCUUAUCUCAAGAUGGACGAGCAGGAAGCUUACACGCACAAAUUCACCCUGUCGACUUAUCGCACCUCAGGAUUUAUGCAUAUCGACGCGGGCGCCGUGCGUGCGCUGGAAUUGUUUGCUCUAAAUUAUCACCAGGAUGCUAAAGGCACAGCCGGUACUGUAUAUGGCUUACUGAACAAAUGUCGCACAGCUCCUGGCCAGCGAUUGCUAAGGGAAUGGCUUGCACGCCCUCUUUGCGAAUUGCGACAGAUCACAGAGCGUCAAGAUGCCAUCGAGUCUCUUAUUCUCAAUCCUGACGCUCGUCGGACGUUGAGUGAUAUGUUGCUUCCAAAAGUCCCGGACAGCAGUCAGCUUGCAAGGAAAUUGGUCCUAAGCAAGGCCAAAUUGCAGGAUUGUUAUCGCGUUUACCAAUUGGCCAUGUUACUACGACACUUCGAAACCACUUUGCGCGACCUCUUUGAUAACGACGAGAAAAAUGCUCCAGCUAUCAAGGAUCUCAUGCUAGAGCCUAUAUGCUACGGAUUAUUGCAGUUUGACAAGUAUUGCCAGCUGAUUCGCAGUACAGUAGACGAUGACUACUAUAAGAAAACUGGAGAUUUCCGAAUCCGCCCUGACAUCGAUCCUGAACUAUUGCGGAUUAGUGAAGAGAUGGCUGAUCUGGAAAAGCAAGCCGAAAAAGCUAGAGCUCAGAUAGCGUCGCGCCUGGACAUUGAUUCCGUGAAGCUGGAUUGCGCUCCUCAGCAAGGCUUCUUGUUUCGAGUCACGCUAAAGGAAGAGAAAAAUCUGCGAUCAUGCAAGUCCAUCUCUAUAGUUGACACAACCAAAGCCGGAGGUGUGCGAUUCAAGAACGAUGAUUUGGACGAAAUCAAUGAACGCUAUCAAGUUUUAAACGACAUAUAUCGGACUGCACAGCAAGAUCUAGAGAAAAAAGUAGUUGGAACGUGUGCUGGCUACGCUCCUGCUCUUAGUGGAUUGAGCAGCGCGCUGGCUACAAUAGAUGUCGUAACAAGUCUGGCUCGUGUUGUAGCUGAUUCAGCCGGGGAAUACGUCAGACCAAAACUGGAACCCAUGGGGAGCGGAAUUUUUGAGCUACGAAAAUGUCGUCAUCCUGUACUAGAGGCAUUGACUGAUGAGCAUUUCAUCCCAAAUGACAUUGAUCUUGGGUCUAAUCGAAUGAUUAUAUUAACUGGCGCGAAUAUGGGUGGAAAAAGUACCUAUCUCCGAUCUGCGGCUAUUUCAGCGUUACUGGCACAAAUCGGGUGUUUUGUUCCCGCUUCGUAUGCUCGCCUUUCCGUACUCGAUGGGAUUUUCACGCGUGUUGGAGCUAGUGAUCAGCAGACGAGAGGCAUAUCCACCUUCAUGGCCGAAAUGCUUGAUAGCGCCACGAUUUUGGAGACUGCUACCUCAAAUUCACUGGUUAUUGUCGACGAACUGGGUCGUGGAACUUCAACGUAUGAUGGGUUUGGACUAGCCUGGGCCAUCGCCAAUGAUCUCUUGAAUAGAGUGCGCUGCUUCUGUCUAUUUGCUACGCAUUUUCACGAAAUGGGAGCUCUAGCUAACCAACCAGGCGCUGCAGCAAUGCAGAUGUCUGUGGCAGUACAAGAUGGACAGUUGACCAUGUUGUACGAAGUGCGGCCUGGGAGUGGCUCAGAGCUCGUUUCGGAAUUCAUGUCUCACGGACUGUCGGCUUCCCCUGAACACAUCGUUGAGGAAGCGUCGCGGAUUUUGGAAGAGCUGGAGAAUCCAGCGAGUGAGGCAGACAUCGAUGAUCUCAUUACGAAAUUCAAAACCGCUGAUGAUGCUCAACUAAUGCAGCUAUUAGUUUAA